GCAGAAUCGCUUAUCUCAAUUGAAGCGACGUAACGGUUUAUCAUUACUGCAGGGAAAGAUUGGUCAGGCAUAAGAGUAGCAUUCCAUUUACCCAAAGACACAAGACCUAGAAGAGGCAAACCCCACACACCAUACCAGACGUACAUUGCGUGCACAUACUCUAUUUCACGCCCUCUAUCACUAUCGUCACCACCUAAUCAUACCCGAUCACAUCAACCAAAACAUCCAUAUUCCAUUACUGUCCAUACUUAUUAAUACAUAACCCCACACAUAUGUCCGACUCUGAACACAGCUUUGCGGUGGACCUCCCGCUCCACUGCGUAAAUGCGGUAGAAUUGAAAUGCAAGCGCCACCGCACGUUGUGCCGAGUACUCGGGAUCGAGGCGCGCCUCACACGGCGGAUCUUUGUACUCGCGGCCGGUUUGUGUGACCCGUUUACACAGCCGGAGGAAAACGACGACGCGAUUCUCUCUCUUGAUACACUCUCGGACGUGCUCAUCGCGCUCAGCUUCCAACAGACGUUUCCCAGCAGCGACAGCGAGAGCGAGGGCGAGGGUGAGUCGCCCACGCCACACUUCGACCUUGCGUACCAUUUCAUGGCGCUCCUCGAGCAGAUCCACUUCAAGCUCAACUGCUACGACGAUGCGUUUCUCCGUAGCAUCGACAACGGUGCUGCGCACGAACGCGCGAACCUCCGACUAUGGACGCUGCUGGGUGUAUGUUCGACGGACCUCGCACUCCUCUACGCGGUCACGUGUGUUACCACUCUCGCCAUCCACAAGCUCUACGCCGCAACCGACAACAUCUUCCUCAACCCGUUCCUCGGCUACUUGCUCAAGCUCUGGAAGUGUCACACCAAUAUUGUGGUGCUUGGGCUCGACGUGGACCGCCGCGACGAGGCCGCAGGCGGUCCGGGCACGCCUGAGUCUGUUCGUGCAGCCGUGCACGGCUCUGCGGCGGUGCGUGCGGUUGUGGCAAGUAUCCUCAACGGGGAUAUCAAGAAGGCGCUCGUACACGACUUUGAGCAUGAAACGCUCCUCUCUUUUAUGAAUCCUUUGGGUCGCAAGCUCGCCAGCGGUUCGCUCACGUGCGACAUCCGCUGGUACGUGACUGCGAUGUUGUCGCUUGGCGCGGACCUCGUGGAGGUGACCGAGCUCCUCUACGACAUGGAACCAAACGACGUGUACGAUGAGGAUGUGAAAUACAUGUUUGACAUUGAGUAUGAGGAUGAAAGCGACGACGACGGAUACGAGCCACCGCGACGCUGCGACUGUGAGUUUGACUACGACUACUUCGAGGAGGAACCCGUUCCCGCAGACAAGCCCGCGCCGACGGCGGUACGUUCGCGCGCGGGCGAGCUUGACUACGACGAGGACGGCCGCGACUGGCGCGAUAUUCCGCGCGGCGAGAACAUGCAAUUCAACCCGACGCUCGCGCGCGGCGAUGUGAUGAGCUGGUCUGAGAUCACGGCUGCGUUCACCCACAUGGCAGACCGUGUGGUCAGUGACACAUUGGGUCAGAAGGCGAUUCGCACCGUCGCGGGCAGCGUCAAGCACGAGUUUGACGAGCAGAUACAGUUAGCUGCCCUCGGCCCUGCUGCGCGUGAUGCGUUUGAGCGUGCGCGUGUGCCUGACCCCGAGGUCGUCACUCCUGACAAGAUCUACGACGUCUGGUCUGUGGGUGCGCAGUUUGAGCCGAUCUUGCGGCUUAACCCGGCGGUCGCGUCAUGCAUGAUGGAUGAGAUGCUCAUGGCGCACGGCUACCGGCGGGUAUUGAUCUGGUUCUUGACCCACUUGGAGGUGAGCCACGCGUUAAUCAACUACAUCCACGAACUCAUCACGGGCCAGCGCGGUGCGGUGCCGCUGAACCGCUAUCAAUUCUCGCGACUUGGAGCGCUCACGCUCAGCGAUGUGGAGCGCAACAUGUUGCUCCACGAGUUUUUGAGCAAUGCCGCAACGUACCUCACCGCGAUGCCCGAGACGCGCGCUGACAACGAUGCGCGUGCGUGGAACCGUUUCCAUACGCGCGGUGCCGCCAAGCGUCUCAUGGAGAUCCUCUGCUUGAUGGUAGAGUCAUUGGUCAACAAGGGCGUGUUAUCGAUCACAGACCCCGAGUACCGUGCGGAGUUGCAGACGCUUUUGAUCCAGUGGGUCGGACUCUUGCCUCACGCGCGUAACUUGUUCUUUCGCACACGCGGUGGCGAGCCCGACGACGACCUCCUCGCAAACUUUGACGCCGUCCACAGCCAGCUCGUUGGUAGCACGCAGCAGACACUGGAGGAGGGUGUGCGUCGUCUCAUGGAUGUAAAGACCGAUUCUACGGGCUCGCAGACUGACCUCGCGCGCACAAGCGUGUAUUCUGACCCAGCGCGCUCGCAGACGCUCACGCGUGCGGUGUCAUCUGCGUGCGCCACCAUUGACAAUAUCGACACCCUCUGCAGCAAGAUGAUCAAUGGUUUGCCAGAUGAGUUUAGCGAGGAGUUACUCGACUUCCUCACGCAGUUCAAGGCGCUCAGCGGCACUAUCCCAGACGACGCAGCCGGCGCCAUGGACCGCAUUGAGGACUGGGUAAAACCGCAGGACCUACAGAAACUUGAGCAGUUGUUGGAGCGCGCAAGCAAGAUCAGCCGCGAGGGCUUGGAGGCACGCAUCCUGGAGCUCGAUAGCAGCGCGUCUAUGUGGACCGUACACCGUGAUGACUCCUCCCACUCCGAGGGCGAGGGUGAGUUUGCACAGGUCAUUGCUGGUGUUAAAAAGAAGCCCAAGAAGAAGAAGCCCAAGAAAAAGAAGAAGUGAGUCAAAGAUUUAUUGCAUGAUGAGGCGUAAUAAGGUUAAAGUGGAGUGUUGGUUUACGGUUUAUCCAGAUCCUCUAACAGUUUAGUUGAACUUGCACCAGCAUGGUUGUUCUAGCUGAUAAGUUGAUAUUUAGAACACUAAAGUUAUACAAUUUUAUUGUAUGUGUGAGGCUAGCGGGUUUUAUUAUGGUGACCUGUAGUAGGUUAUGGUUUGUUGGUAGUACGACGUUAAAUGGAUUAUGCAACAAUAAUCUAUCGAUUUAUAACUCGCGAUCGAGUGUACAUGGCGUAUUAUAUAUACUUUAUAAGGAUCAUGUGGUAUAUCGAUCAAUAACAAUAGUCUGUUCGGA
Babjeviella inositovora NRRL Y-12698 is the source of this 3144-nucleotide messenger RNA. Its product is annotated as CCR4-NOT core subunit. Lineage: Eukaryota; Fungi; Ascomycota; Pichiomycetes; Serinales. Bases 273 to 2795 code for a protein of 840 amino acids. The transcript has a single exon. The record is from RefSeq and is a predicted model, not a curated record.